CCCUCUGCAGGGGAACCCUUCUUCCUCCCCCUGCUUCUGCUUCACACCUUUCACCAGUUCACACACCUCACCACCUCCUCCAAUGGUGAACACAAUGGCGGUAAUCCAAAUGGGAGGGAAAACAAUCAAAACAAGAAAUUAAAUGAGAAAACGGAGAAGAAUCCAACCGAAAUCAAGAACACACGUAUAAAAAGCCCACCACCACCGGUUCUCUCCUCUCCCACUCUUCCUCCUCCUCCUCCUCCUCGUCGUCGUCUUCUUCUUCUUCUUCUUCUUCUUCUUCUUCUUCUUCUACCGAGAGGUAGUCGUUGGCACGCUCCGACCUCGGCCUCAAGGCCGGCCUAGCUACGCUACGCGGCGCGCACCAUGUUCGGCGGCGCACUCACCCUCCUGCUGCUCGUCGCGGCUGCCGCCGCCGCCUCCACGGCCAAUGCCGCCGUCUCCUACGACCACAGGUCCCUCGUCAUCAAUGGCCAGCGCCGCGUCCUCAUCUCCGGCUCCAUCCACUACCCUCGCAGCACCCCGGAGAUGUGGCCGGACCUAAUCCAGAAGGCCAAGGACGGCGGCCUCGACGUGAUCCAGACCUACGUCUUCUGGAACGGCCAUGAGCCAGUGCAGGGUCAGUACUACUUCAGCGACCGGUAUGACCUAGUGAAGUUCGUGAAGCUGGUGAAGCAGGCCGGCCUCUACGUCAACCUUCGCAUCGGCCCCUACGUCUGUGCCGAAUGGAACUUCGGUGGAUUUCCUGUCUGGCUCAAGUACGUUCCAGGCAUCAGCUUCAGGACUGACAAUGGUCCAUUCAAGGCGGCGAUGCAGACGUUCGUGGAGAAGAUCGUGUCGAUGAUGAAGUCGGAGGGGCUCUUCGAGUGGCAGGGCGGCCCGAUCAUCCUCGCCCAGGUGGAGAACGAGUACGGGCCGAUGGAGUCGGUGAUGGGCAGCGGCGCGAGGCCGUACGUCGACUGGGCCGCCAAGAUGGCCGUCGCCACCAACGCCGGCGUGCCGUGGGUCAUGUGCAAGCAGGACGACGCCCCUGACCCCGUGAUCAACACCUGCAACGGAUUCUACUGCGACGACUUUACCCCGAACUCGAAGAACAAGCCUUCCAUGUGGACAGAGGCCUGGAGCGGCUGGUUUACGGCUUUCGGUGGCACGGUGCCGCAGCGGCCGGUGGAGGAUCUGGCGUUCGCCGUGGCGAGGUUCAUCCAGAAGGGCGGCUCCUACGUGAACUACUACAUGUACCAUGGCGGCACCAACUUUGACCGGACAGCUGGCGGCCCGUUCAUCGCGACGAGCUAUGAUUAUGAUGCGCCGAUCGAUGAAUACGGUCUGCUUCGGCAGCCGAAAUGGGGUCACCUGACGAACCUGCACAAGGCCAUCAAGCAGGCCGAGCCGGCGCUGAUCUCCGGCGACCCGACGGUGCAGAACAUCGGCAACUACGAGAAGGCGUACGUGUUCCAGUCGAGCACCGGCGCCUGCGCGGCGUUCCUGUCGAACUUCCACACGAGCUCGCCGGCGAGGGUGGUGUUCAACGGGCGGCGGUACGACCUCCCGGCGUGGUCCAUCAGCGUGCUGCCGGACUGCAAGACCGCCGUGUACAACACCGCCACGGUGACGGCGCCGUCGGCGCCGGCGAAGAUGAACCCCGUGGGCGGGUUCACCUGGCAGUCGUACAGCGAGGCGACCAACUCGCUGGACGACAGCGCCUUCACCAAGGACGGCCUCGUCGAGCAGCUCAGCAUGACGUGGGACAAGUCCGACUACCUGUGGUACACCACCUAUGUCAACAUCGACUCCGGCGAGCAGUUCUUGAAGUCCGGCAAGUGGCCGCAGCUGACCGUCUACUCCGCCGGCCACUCCGUGCAGGUGUUCGUCAACGGGCAAUACUUCGGAUCUGCCUACGGCGGCUACGACGGCCCGAAGCUGACGUACAGCGGGUACGUGAAGAUGUGGCAGGGCAGCAACAAGAUCUCCAUCCUCAGCUCCGCCGUCGGCCUCCCGAACGUCGGCACGCAUUACGAGACGUGGAACAUCGGCGUGCUCGGACCGGUGACGCUGUCCGGUCUCAACGAGGGGAGGAGAGACCUCAGCAACCAGAAAUGGACAUACCAGAUCGGGCUGAAGGGGGAGAAGCUGGGGGUGCACUCCGUCAGCGGGAGCUCCUCCGUGGAGUGGGGCGGCGCCGCCGGCACGCAGCCGGUGACGUGGCACAAGUCCUACUUCAACGCGCCGGCCGGCGGCGCGCCGGUGGCGCUGGACCUGGGCAGCAUGGGGAAGGGCCAGGCGUGGGUGAACGGCCACCUCAUCGGCCGCUACUGGUCGUACAAGGCCUCCGGCAACUGCGGCGGCUGCAGCUACGCCGGCACCUACGACGAGAAGAAGUGCCAGAGCAACUGCGGCGCCGCCUCCCAAAGAUGGUACCAUGUUCCUCGGUCAUGGCUGAACCCUAGCGGCAACCUGCUGGUGCUACUCGAAGAGUUCGGCGGCGACUUGUCAGGCGUCUCGCUGACGACGAGGACGACAUGAGGAAAGAAUUGGAAAGGAGAUGAGAUAUCAGAUUGUGCAUAAUUUAGCAGAGGAAUUGCAGAAUUGGGGGAUUCGGGGAGGAGAGGACGGCGGGGGAACAUAUCAAUUAUUUCUUGGUCAUAUCCAUACAUACGGCGUAGAUACGGAUACGGUUUAUGCUGGGUAUACGUACGUACAUACGUAUACGUAUAUGAACUAGUAGAGUACUGUUAUUUAUUGAUGGCUACCGACCGACCUGCCGUGGCUGGCCGUCCGUACGCCGGAGCGGUUGCAGGAACUGCAGCUCCGGCACGUCGGCCGUUGGGUGAGAGGUGGCUGUCCAUUAUUAUUAUUAUUUACUAGUAAUUUAUUCUGAGCCGUUGAUGAUGGCUUUGAGAUGCGUGCACAGGUCCUUGGUUCUCUUUACUUUGCCUCCGUUUUCAAAAUUCUAUGAGAAAAUUUGCAACGUUUAGUUGUAAAUGGGAACAGUUCUGAGUUUUAUGUACGAUAAGUUAUUGCUGCAUGAUUUAUCCAGGAGGGGAAUAAUUGUUCUUUUGUAGUACUAUUCUGCACCUACUUGUGUGCUCUGCAUAUUUGUUUGUUCUUCCCAGAAAUUAAAUGGUGAGAUUUAUUUGUAAGUGUAAACUAAUACUAUACACAGAGAAAUUAAAUGACAGCUGCACAACUG
This is a messenger RNA of Oryza brachyantha (malo sina), 3190 nucleotides long. Its product is annotated as beta-galactosidase 9. The transcript is spliced from 16 exons. Gene Ontology annotation, cellular component: vacuole; cell wall. Bases 367 to 2523 code for a protein of 718 amino acids. Gene Ontology annotation, biological process: carbohydrate metabolic process. Gene Ontology annotation, molecular function: beta-galactosidase activity. The record is from RefSeq and is a predicted model, not a curated record. NCBI's taxonomy places the organism in Eukaryota, Viridiplantae, Streptophyta, Magnoliopsida, Poales, Poaceae.